ACUCCCGCGGGCCCGGGUUCGAAUCCCGGCCCGGGCAGUCGGCGUGCAGCUCACCCAGCUGUUCAUCCUCCCUCUUGGGCUGGUCGAUAAAUGGGUACCUGGGGAAACCUGGGAAAGGUGUGUGCCAUGCCAUGGAGGACCUUCCCCAGCAGUGUAAUUACCAAGCCCUUGGGGCUGCACGCAUCAGGGAAAUUAAAUCCAUAGUCUCCAAGCUUGAGAACUGUGAGCAUGGCGGGCGAGCCUUCCAGAAACUGCCGCGCCACAUGCAGCGCCGUACCGUGUCCUCCAACCCACGGCGACUCCCACGCUACCUCAGAGAGAAACACAUGCGGGAGGGAGGAGACAAGGUGAAGCCAAGCCGCCGUCCAAGCAGGAAGUACCGCCGGCGGCCAGCCAAUCUUCUUCAGGAGUACAACCGACGCAGCCAAAAAAACGUUUGGCUAGAAACACACAUCUGGCAUGCCAAACGCUUCCACAUGAAGCGGCAGUGGGGCUACGCUCUCCCUGACACUGCUACCUGCAGGGGUCACCGGGCAAGUCUGCGGGCAGCCACCACAGGAUGCCUCCUUCAGGAUGUGUCUUACUUGUGCUGCAUUGAGUUGGAGGGAGCCAAAAGUACCCUCCUUCCUGGCCUGUCCAAAGUUAUGCAGCCAGAAAGUGUUGGAGUCCUCACACAGCCCCAGGUCCUGGCAGGGAGGCAGUGGAUGUCCUUCAUGUUCUUCCAGCCAGGGAGGCAGCCAUAUGGUGCAAUCACAGAGGUUGACCUACUGUUUCAUCCUCCACACCGCAACACUACGACCCAAGAGGAGAAAAUAAAACUAUGGCUAUGGACACACCCGUCAUCGUAUUCCCAGGUUAUAGACACCUUGGCUGAGAUUUUCCAGCUGGAGAAAGUUUUACCCAGCCAUAGUGACCUUAUCUUCCCAUCCUCUACAGAAAGUACUGAGCCUAAGGAAAAUGGUGAAGGAGAUUUUGAAGCAAAGGAGAUAAUGGAGUGUAAGGAAGGAUCACAUGUAGCUACUGAAUCUGUGUCUAAGAAUGAAAGUGAAGAUGUUCCAGAAGAUGAAGUGACUCAGGAUGGGAAGAGUAAACAAAAGAAAAAGAAAACACGAAAAAAUAAAGAUGUCAAUGCAGAGAAACUUAAAACACGAAAUGUUCCCAUUGAAAGGACCCCAAAAUAUGCUUCCGGUGACAAGAGCAUCACAAUGACACUACUUAAAGACACGCUCAAUAGAUUCAAGCUUCUCGGGCCCAGAUCCUACACAGUAUUGUCAGCUGCAUUCCUCCCUGCCAAUGUUGUGACGGAAGAAAAGGAAGAAAAAAUCGACUAUGAGGAGCCUUGUGGCCAGUGGUGGAAGCAAUACUUUGGAGAGGCAGAGAGGUUACUGAGUCACCAAAAGCAGGUAGCCUCAUGGGAGCAGCUGGCCUCCUGCCCACUCCUGCCUUCCCCGGUUGUCCUGCCUCUGACUGUGAGGGAUCCAAGGGUCACACUCCCCACCAAGAAGGUCCCGAUGAAGGAUAAAGAUUCAGAUGAUGGAGAGCAAGGUGACCUCCCAGAGUGGCCAGUAGACAGUCCUAUGUAUAGCAGUGACUUCAGAGACCAAGUGACACUCUCCAAGGAGCCUGAUUCUGUCCUCAACCAGCGUAGGUCACAGCUCCUAGUGCCAGGCUCCCUCAUGCCAGAGACACCACAAGAGGCACGACUCCCACUCCUGCUACUCUUGCGACCCCCGAGCUCUGACGUCCUUGGAGGAGAAUGGGAAGUGGUGGUGCCGGCCGGUUGGGGAAUGAGCGUGUUCAUGCCAUUGGUCUUACACGGGGCUGUGGUUGCUGGACAGCACGAGGCAGAAAACCUUCACCUUGAGGCCCUCACAUCCCUCCCUCCCCACCUUCUUCCAGACACGCCUGCCGGGGGCCUGUACUCCACCUGGCUUACUGCAGAAAGGCGUACAAAGUUUUUCAGUAAUCCACCUGCCUCUAGACCCAACCACAUCAAGCUUGGAGUUCAGUUUCCCUUCAACCAGCCAUGGCUUAAAUUGCUGCAGGAGUGGCACUCGGGGAUAUCAGACUUAUUUGUUCUCAGGAACUCAAGACUUAUUUCUUGUCUGUCUUCCUUGAUUGAAAAUACUAUAAGAAAAAGGAGUGAGAUGAAUGAAAGAAUUAAUGGUGGGUCAAGUACUAAAAACAUAAAUGGUAAACCAGCUGAAUCAACAAAUGACUCUCUAACCAGUAAUGGAAACACCUCUGUAUGUAGCGAGGGAGUGUACUCUGAGAAAAGGAAAGCAGAUGAUGAUCUGAGGGUUGAAACCAAAAGAGCAAAACAGGGUGACUUGCAAGGGGAGAAUAACCAGGAUGAAGUGGAAGGAGAGGGGAUGUUGAAGACUUGUAAGUUGUUUACUCAAGAAACAGAUAACACACAAGAGCUAGAAGCACUGAGUCCUGCUUGUCUUGUGAUGAUGCAGCUGGUUCUGGCCCACAAGGGUACCCUGGAGCCAUGUGCCAUGGUAUGUCUGCCUAAAGAAGAAGACCUUUUGCAGGAGAAUGAGCCACCAAGGCCUGGAAUGCCUAAAGAGGCCCCACAGGAACCCCUACACCAGGACCCCUUGCAUGACCACAGGAAAAGGAUGAGGGAAGAGCACAUCAGGAUGUUGGCCAAGAUGAGGCGAGUGCGUCGUAGGGCCCGGCAUAGGGUGGCCAAAAAAAUGGACAUUGUGUCAGCCACCCACAGCAACCAGAGUGUGAUGGAGGCCACAUCAGAAGCACUCAAGAAGGUCGAGAUAGAGAAUGAGUCAAUCAUCAGCAAGUCUUACAAAGAGGAGAUGGAGUGUUCGUGGCUAAUGAGUCCCAGUGAGCCCCUGCAGUGUUGUGCCCGCCCCAUCAUGGGCUACACCACCCACGGCACCUUCAGCCACACUCACGGGAGAGCAGCUGGCAUUGGGUGGGUGGGGCUGAAGCCUCUCCUCACCCUCAUUCAUCAGUGCAUGAAAUACAGAAGUCAGAAAAGUAGUUUUUGGGAGGCGCCAAGUAGACAAAGUGGCACUAAAUGUCUCCCUGUGUUAGUGAGAAACCCAAACAGCUCACAGUACAGGUGGGCAUGGUUGUUUGUAGCAGGAGGCUCAUGUAAAGAUGUGUCUGAGGGAUAGUUUGUGGCAGUGGCAGACUUUUACAGCUACAACUAGACAUUGAGAUUGUAGCAUUUCCAAGACCUUCCCUCCACUGCCCUUCUAUUGGGCAGGAGCUCAAAUCUAAAGGAGUCAGUUUGCAGCAUUCUAUGUUUUAUUCUUUUGUUAAUUGCCUACAGAUAGUAGGAAAUAUUGUCAGAGUCUAAAUAAAAAAAUUGGGAGCAUAUAUCAUGAAAACAUAUAUGAUGAGCAAGUGGCUGCAGCAUCCAAGUGGCGAGGCCCACCUAGAACUUUUGGUUCUGUUGCUUCUGGUUCCACAGAACUGGGCUGUUCCUUCCAGUGUCUUAAAUUUAGCAAUGGUCCUGAUGUUACAUGACCACUAGACAGACCAUAUCCUGUAUACAUAGAGGAAAACAGAAUGACUUUGGGAAGUUGAAGGUCUUGGCCACACUGAUAGCAGCAUCCUGUUAUGCCUUGCCCUUGCCUUUUCUCCUUUAAGAAUGAUAAUACUUAUCCCUUGGGAAGAGCUUUUUGUAACUGCCCUUUUUUUUCCAUUUUCAUCUAAUAUGAAAUUUCACAUAUUUGUCUGAAUUGCCUGUUAUAAGUACUUUUUUUUCCUCUGAAUGAUGCAGAAGCAUC
Molecule: messenger RNA, 3761 nt
Organism: Eriocheir sinensis (Chinese mitten crab)
Lineage: Eukaryota; Metazoa; Arthropoda; Malacostraca; Decapoda; Varunidae
Gene: Pop1
Product: ribonucleases P/MRP protein subunit POP1-like
Exons: 10
Coding region: 132-3143 (1003 amino acids)
Biological process (GO): tRNA 5'-leader removal
Cellular component (GO): ribonuclease MRP complex; nucleolar ribonuclease P complex
Source: RefSeq, a predicted model, not a curated record